AUGUCGGACGCAGCUCGAUGGAAGGCCACAGUCCAUGUGGGCGGCCUGUCUCAAAUGGCAACUCAGAGUCAUGUUCUAGACGCCUUUAUCCCAUUCGGUGAGAUUGUCGAGGUCAAGGUGCCAAAACCUGACGCGCCAAACUCUACAGAAGCCCAUCGAGGCUUCGCAUACGUCGAGUACGAGGAUGCUGCAGAUGCGAAGGAAGCUAUCGAUAAUAUGGAUCAGUCGGAGUUUUUCGGAAAGGUCCUCAAGGUCUCACAAGCCAAGGCGCCCAAGAGCGCAGAUGAUGGACUGGGCAGCAAGACAGCUGUUUGGGAAAAGGAAGGAUGGUUGGCUGAGCAUGCAGCAGACGAUGAGGGAGCAGUGGCAGAUUCCGGUCCUGACCCUAUGCAAGGAUUGGAACAACUCGAUGUUGCAGGACCAAAGCCUGAAUGA
Messenger RNA from Fusarium pseudograminearum CS3096, 435 nucleotides. RefSeq lists its product as uncharacterized. NCBI's taxonomy places the organism in Eukaryota, Fungi, Ascomycota, Sordariomycetes, Hypocreales, Nectriaceae. The record is from RefSeq and is a predicted model, not a curated record. Gene Ontology annotation, molecular function: RNA binding. The transcript is spliced from 2 exons. Bases 1 to 435 code for a protein of 144 amino acids.